GACAAACGGCGGUCUGUGUGUACGCGGUACAGGCAGUAUAACGGGCCGAACUCGAAGCGCUGUGUUCGCCCAAAGUUUUAGUACUUUAGUAGUUAGAGAGCGCGUGGUCGCGACGAGCGCGCGUCGGCUCGGCUUCACGUCACUUUGUUUAUUUUAUACGAAACACUCGUACAAGAUUUAAAUUCUCAAAGAAAUAGUGCUUUUGUUGUAUCAAUUAAAAUAAAUUUCGGAUGUAUGACGUUGUGCCGGUGUCUGUUUUGUGUACAUUUAUCGAUUUUUCUCAUAGCACUUAUCCGAAUUAAGCGGCUCUAAUUUUUUAAAGUACGAAAUUAAUCGAAGUAAAGUCGCGCGGUGUGCUUUCUGAAAAGUUUGUGCUUUCAGUGUCAGCUGUGUUAGCUCGUUAGCUGUCCCUUUCAUUCUAGUCGAAAGGGAAAGGAAGGCCAGAUUGCUUGGCUACUGUUGUUUUGUUUUCAUGAUUUUCUUUGCUGCAUAUACAUAGAGCGGAUUGAGGAAAUAAAUCGCUUCGAUAUCUUGUGCAUACAAGAAUAUUAUAAGUACACAGCAAACAGGCACACCGCCCACGUAGCGAGAUAACGCCGCAUCCCGUCCACAGAGAAAUUAAUCUAGCGCACGGUAACAGGAAACAUGCCGAUAAACCACUGUAUGCUGUAACGAUCAGAGCACGAACCCACCAUACAUUGACAUGCUCAGCUGACACCUGUACAGUUUUCAUUGUUGACAAGAUGUCACCCGCUGCAUCGACGAAGUACGGUGCACAAGAAGCGCAUUCCCCAUCAAAAACCAUACCAAAAACCUUAAACAUUAUGGAGCAUCUAAAUAAUAUAGCAACUAGAGAAAAAAAUUAUAACGAACAAACAGCAUGCGUCACCAAAGCGUGCAUUCAUAGUAGUAUGAGACAAAAUCAUUCCAAUAAAAAACUAGACGAAAAUAACGAAUUGACUGAUUUAGAUAGGUAUACGAUGCAAAUACGAGAUUACGAAUGUUCGCGUGGAGAAAUCGAACGACGACCGUCCAGGAACAGCGACGAAAAAGUACGACGUGGAGAGCGCGUAAUGCAAAACUUACUCGUAAAAGAAUCGAUUAUCAGACAGAAAAUCGAUGUAAAGGCAGACGCAACGAGCCCUGUUGCUUCAAAAUUUAAAUACGUACAGAAUACACAGGAGUGGAUGAAAACAAUCGAGAGGUUAAUGUGCAUCCGUAUUCGAGCGUUGUUCGUAAUAGGACUGUUGCUCACUAUGAUCGCUACUGGUACAGCUGCACCCACCAGAUCACGAGCGACGAGGACUGCACACCACGAGAGAUCAGCGCGAGGAUACCUUGAAACUUUCGGAUAUCUGAGCAAAAGUCGACCUGAAGUUGGAAAUCUUAUAAUGGACGGAAACGAGCAAUCUUACGAAGACGAUUUCCGGAUCGCGAUCAAAACUUUACAAGAAUUCGGAGGUAUUCCUGUCACAGGGGAGCUAGACGCAGCGACAAGAAAUUUAAUGAAACAAAAGCGGUGUGGUAGACCAGACAGAGAAGAACAGGAUCACGAAAAUCGAAGAUCGAAGAGAUUUGCCGUCCAGGGAGCGAAGUGGAAACACACCAAUUUAACAUGGAGUUUGUCAUCGACGCGUCGUCCUUCUCUACUGGACCCGUACGAGACACGCAGCGUGUUGGCACGCGCCCUCGACGUUUGGGAACAAGCCUCCCGACUUACUUUCACAGAAGUAAAUUCGGAAGAGGCCGAUAUCCUUGUCUCGUUCGCCAAACGUUACCAUGACGAUGCAUAUCCAUUCGAUGGACGAGGUACGAUUCUAGCUCACGCUUUCUUUCCUGGCGUGGACCGCGGUGGUGACGCGCACUUUGAUGAUGACGAACUCUGGUUGUUAGAGCCCAAAGAUGACGAUGAAGAAGGCACAUCACUUUUUGCUGUUGCUGUUCACGAGUUUGGACAUUCGUUAGGACUUAGCCACAGUAGUGUAAAAGGCGCACUGAUGUACCCUUGGUAUCAGGGUAUUCAAUCUAACUUUGUAUUACCUGAAGAUGAUCGUAAUGGCAUUCAACAAAUGUAUGGUCCAAAAUUAAACAAUAAGAAAUGGGCAAGAAUCCCUUCAUACAAACCAGUUCAAACACCACCAACAACCACUACGACUACCACUACGACCACAACAACCAGAAGGCCUUAUAUCCACCAUAAUAGACAUCAUGGAGUUCCGAACAUGCCCCGUGAUCCAUCUAGAAACCCAGUUUACUACCCGAGAAGACCUUAUUACCCUGAUCGUCAUUACCACAAUACAACCGAAGAUCAUCCACGCAGAACGAAUUACAAUUACCCUCGAAUUGAGACUACCACGCACGCAAUAACUUACCGCCCCCGAUACCCCUAUAAACCGGAGUAUCCCAGCUACCCAAGACCAAACUAUCCGGUCGAUCCUAGGCAAGAUUACCCUAAGCAGGACUACCCUAGAUCAGAUUAUCCUAAGCGACCAUACUAUCCAGAGAAAACUACCACUACUACUCAAAGGCCCACGCCGCCACAAAGGCCGACUCCAACUUCACCAUCGGAUAAACCAAAUACGUGUGAUACAAAUUACGACGCUGUCGCUUUAAUACGUGGCGAACUCUUCAUAUUCAAAGACAGGUAUCACUGGAGGAUCGGAGCUCACGGUCGAUAUCCUGGUUACCCAAUGGAAAUAACUAGAAUGUGGUCCAGUUUACCAAAAAAUCUAACACACGUGGACGCUGUUUAUGAAAGACCAGAUAAACAUAUUGCUAUCUUUAUAGGAAAGGAGUUGUAUUUGUUCAAUUCACAAUAUUUAUUGCCCGGCUAUCCGAAACCUUUGACCAAACUGGGUUUACCUGAAACUUUGGAGAAAUUGGACGCGGCAAUGGUUUGGAGUCUCAAUGGCAAAACUUACUUUUACAGUGGAACUAUGUAUUGGAAAUAUGAUGAAGACGAAGGAAAAGUAGAACUGGACUAUCCCCGUAAUAUGGCCAUGUGGAAGGGGGUUGGAUACAACAUCGAUAGUGUUUUCCAAUGGAAAGACGGGAACACCUAUUUCUUCAAAGGAAAAGGAUAUUGGAAAUUCAACGACCUGCAAAUGCGAGUGGAGCACGAACAACAACUUCCGUCAGCCCCGUUCUGGAUGGGUUGUCCUGGAGAGAGAAGCGGUCGAAAAUAUCCUUAUCGCGCUCCUGCAGCACCAGGAUCUACUUUACGAUCGCCGAGUUCAUCAUCAACGCUACAUUUAACUAACUUAAUCGCACUUAUCUCUUCUCUAGUUAUUUCGCUCAAUAUGUCUUUACAAUUUUACUGAAGUAGAUUGGAACUAUUAUAGAAUAAUCGCAGAAUACACUUUUUUUAUUUUAACUUUAGUAGUACACAAGACUUACGCUUUUUCUUCAGCCAUUUGUAAUAUCAAACUUACUCAAAACGACGCAAACAUAUCCAGAAUACGUCUGAUAAAAAUCUAGAAUUAAAUUUUUAAUAUUUGCGAAAAUUGCACUGCCUCCUUUGUAUUUCCUAUUAUUAUUAAAUGUAGAUAUAUACCUGUGAACUUACUAGAUUAAUUACUAGCUGUAAGUAUCAAGUUUUAUUUCUAUAGUUAUUACUAUAUGUACAUUUUGAUCUCAAUAUGAUCGAGUGUUUCGUUUGUUAAUGACAUGUAAGGUAUAUAACACCAUUCGUUUAGCUUCUGUACAGUUACUGUUCGUCUUGUCCUUUGAUGUCUAUGCCAUUUAUCUAUAUAGCAUUGUGAUUAUAAAAUCAUUAUAUUCUUACUGUGAAGAAUACAGGGUAUCCCGCGGUUAUAUUAAAUUAUGGUAAAAUACUCUAAUUAUAUUUGCAGGAAUAGGAUACGAAUAAAUUUACAGAAAAUACAUUUUUUUAACAAAUCGAUCGUCCUGUAGAUAGCCUGUGACUGUUAUCGAAACAAUCCAAUAUGGCGAUUAGCGUUACCUUCAUUUUUUUUGCGCGCGCUUACAAUACUCUUUGCUUGCGCUUGGCGUUUUCUCUUCCAUGAGCUUUCGGGACUGCUCUUUUCUGUAUUUAAUUGAAUCUUAGUCAUUUUGAGAAUCACUCUACCAACAAUGUGUUUUUAUUUUAUUUUAUAGAUAUGUAAAAUGUUACAUUACUUCGCUAUGAGAAAUAACCGUUGGACAUCCUGUAUAAAUUGUAGUAUAUGCGUGUAUUGUAUACAUUAAUUAAUGUAUGACAUAUGUAUGUAUAUGUACACUCGUGCUAUAAUAUGCCGAGAUAUAUAUUGUAUGUUGCUGAAAACAUUUAUUCUCCAAUGCCUUACUUUAUCAAACAUAUUUGUACGAUACGAUAAUGUUGUGUAUUAUUUGCUAGUUUUAUGUAUUUUAUAAGUAUGUACUCUAAAUAAUAUAAAAUUUGAAAUUUUUUAAGUAAUUUAUUUAACACUAUUAUAAAUGCUGGUAACAGAGGUACACUUAAAUUUAAUAUUUGUAAUUAAAAUUUGUAAGAUAUCCUAAAUUGCCAUAAUCAUAAAUUUAAUAUAGUGUAAAAGUUAAUUUGUACAUUUAAAACGUUUUAGCGUUAAAGAAACUGAAAUUAUAGAAUUACUCAAAAUUAGGAUAUUUCAAUUGCUGCAAAAAGUCUGUAGAUUUUCAUUACCAAUUCAUGGAAUUAUAAAUGAGAAAUAUGGUAGAAUGAAAAUGGUGCUUAUUGUAGUUAGAUAUUGUACAGAAUAAAUUUAACUUGAUAUUUUUGUAUUUUAAUGUUAAAACCACAAUAAGGAAUGUUUACCGCAUACAAUAAGAUUUUUUUCAUUUCUAGGAUAAAGAGAAAAUACAAUAUUGAAAUCAUGUAACCCAAAAUGUGUUUCAUUUUAAAAUGAAACUACAUAACUAUAAAUUAAAGUAGAUAAUUUAUAGCCAUAUAAAUGGGUCAAUCUUGUGCGAAAACACUUUUCAAAAUAAGUUUAUAUAACGUAGCAAUCAGUAGCUUUUUACAAUGUUUUGGUCACAAAUACUUUAAAUAAGAACUGUGAUAUUUACUUUUACGAUAAUGGCCACUAAAAAUUGGCAUCAAAAUUACUUGACUUUAAUUUUCAAUAAAAUUAUUUGAUAUUGAUAUUAAUUAUUACAAGAAUGUCCUCUGUCCUCUAUUAAGUUUUAUAAUUAAAUUGAAUAAAUAUGUAAAGGACUUUCUACUGAAA
Messenger RNA from Bombyx mori (domestic silkworm), 5183 nucleotides. Its product is annotated as matrix metalloproteinase-2. Bases 744 to 3320 code for a protein of 858 amino acids. NCBI's taxonomy places the organism in Eukaryota, Metazoa, Arthropoda, Insecta, Lepidoptera, Bombycidae. The record is from RefSeq and is a predicted model, not a curated record. Gene Ontology annotation, cellular component: extracellular matrix. The transcript is spliced from 12 exons. Gene Ontology annotation, biological process: collagen catabolic process; extracellular matrix organization; proteolysis. Gene Ontology annotation, molecular function: metalloendopeptidase activity; zinc ion binding.